Messenger RNA from Anopheles marshallii, 2289 nucleotides. Its product is annotated as vesicle-fusing ATPase 1-like. Gene Ontology annotation, molecular function: ATP hydrolysis activity; ATP binding. The transcript has 7 exons. Gene Ontology annotation, cellular component: Golgi stack. The record is from RefSeq and is a predicted model, not a curated record. Gene Ontology annotation, biological process: intra-Golgi vesicle-mediated transport; Golgi to plasma membrane protein transport; SNARE complex disassembly. The coding region runs from base 1 to 2289 and encodes 762 amino acids. Lineage: Eukaryota; Metazoa; Arthropoda; Insecta; Diptera; Culicidae.
AUGUCAUCCAAGAUCAUGAAAGCUGCUAAGUGCCCCACCGAUGAAUUGUCGCUCAAGAAUAGAGCCAUCGUUAGCGCAGGCGACUUUCCUCCGGAUAUCAAGUACAUCGACGUAUCGACUGCGCCAGGUCAGCAUUUCAUUUUUUUCAUUGAACGCACGGCUGCGGGCGAAAUAAAUCCUGGAACCAUAGGAUUUUCACUACUUCAGCGAAAAUGGGCAACACUUUCGAUUAACCAAGACAUUAGCGUUAAACCAUAUCAUUUUGAACGAUCCUCCGAAGUGCUUUGCAGCAUUGCUUUGGAAGUGGAUUUUCUACAGAAAAAAACUGUAACGCACGAACCGUACGAUAGUGACCAAAUGGCAAGAGACUUUUUAUUACAAUUCGCGGGCUUAGCAGUGACCGUUGGGCAGCCAUUGGUUUUUAAUUUUCAAGAUAAAAAGCUGCUCUGCUUGGCGGUAAAAACUCUUGAAGUCAUUGAUGCCGCAGCCAUGGCUAGUGGUGUAUCAACUUCAAGCAAUGGGUCUAAUGGUGGUUCUGUAGAACCGAAACGAGUCAAUUUUGGCCGAUUGUUAGCCAAUACGGUUGUAACGUUUGAAAAAGCGGAAGGUUCUGUAUUAAAUCUUGUUGGACGUUCUAAGGGCCGUGUUACAGCUGUUCGACAGUCCAUUAUUAAUCCUGACUGGGAUUUCGGAAGAAUGGGUAUUGGUGGCUUGGACCGUGAAUUCAAUGCUAUCUUUCGGCGUGCAUUUGCAUCUCGCGUUUUUCCACCAGAAGUUGUAGAGCAACUUGGAUGUAAACAUGUAAAAGGUAUUCUACUUUAUGGACCUCCUGGUACCGGUAAAACUCUUAUGGCUCGACAGAUUGGCACAAUGCUGAACGCACGAGAACCCAAGAUAGUAAAUGGUCCACAGAUUUUAGACAAAUAUGUUGGUGAAUCAGAAGCGAAUGUGCGUCGACUAUUUGCGGAUGCAGAAGAAGAAGAAAAAAGGCUCGGACCAGCAAGCGGUUUACACAUUAUCAUUUUUGAUGAGAUUGAUGCAAUUUGCAAAGCUCGUGGUACUGUUGGAGGAAAUUCCGGUGUACAUGAUACUGUUGUCAAUCAACUGUUGGCAAAAAUUGACGGAGUUGAACAGUUAAAUAACAUUCUUGUCAUCGGCAUGACUAACCGAAGGGAUAUGAUUGAUGAAGCUCUACUUCGACCUGGUCGAUUGGAGGUGCAGAUGGAAAUCAGCCUUCCUAAUGAAGAAGGCCGUGUACAGAUUUUGUCAAUCCAUACUCGACGCAUGAAAGAAUUCAAGAAACUGGCCCCAGAUGUCGAUUUACGGGAGCUCGGAGUAAAGACUAAAAAUUUUAGUGGGGCCGAAUUAGAAGGCUUGGUUCGUGCUGCGCAAUCCACUGCAAUGAACCGUUUAAUAAAAGCUGCUUCGAAAGUAGAAGUAGAUCCUGCAGCUAUGGAAAAACUAAUGGUGACAAGAGAAGAUUUUCUGCAUGCGUUCGAAAAUGACAUCAAACCGGCUUUUGGUACGGCAGCAGAAGCUCUCGAAAAUUAUUUAACAAGGGGAAUUAUCAAUUGGGGAUUACCGGUUGCUCAUGUUCUUGAAGAUGUUGCUCUCUACACGGAACAGGCGCGAGGUGCAGAAGGUUCCGGAUUGGUUUCGGUACUUUUGGAAGGUCCUCCAAAUGCCGGGAAAACUGCUCUUGCGGCGAAACUGGCUAAAUUAUCCGACUUCCCAUUCGUUAAAGUUUGCAGCCCUGAUGAAAUGGUUGGUUUUACAGAGAGUGCCAAAUGUUUGCAAAUACGCAAGUAUUUUGACGACGCCUAUCGCUCUACCUUUAGCUGCAUUCUCGUUGAUAACAUCGAGAGAUUACUGGAUUAUGGACCGAUUGGUCCUCGGUACUCUAAUCUUACGCUGCAGGCUCUUUUGGUAUUACUGAAAAAACCUCCACCAAAAGGCAAAAAGCUUCUUAUCCUUUGCACCACCAGUAGACGACAAGUAUUAGAAGACAUGGAGAUGUUGUCAGCGUUUACUGCUGUUCUGCAUGUACCGAACCUAUCAACUGCAGAUCAUUUGAUUGCUGUCCUCGAGCAGGAGCCUGAUGUGUUUGGGCGCAAUGAAUUGGCUGCUAUUUACAAACGCUUAAAAGGACGACGUAUUUUUGUUGGCAUUAAAAAGUUAUUAGAUUUAAUUGAUUUGGCGCGGCAAAUGGAUCCUCAAACACGUAUGAUGAAAUUUUUAUCAAAACUUGAAGAGGAGGGAGCUAUAGAAGAUGCUACUGUGGCACAUUGA